AUGUUCAACGAUCGAAAGCCUAACUCGGGCGGUCCCGGAUUCGUGAAGGCCUACAGCAACAACUGGCUUACCCAGCUCGGUGAUGUCUACAAAUACGAGUCCCCGAGGGGUGGUGGGCUGCGGAAGCGCGAUCAGCACCAGCACCGCAAGAUCGCGCUCUACAGCAUCCUGGCGAUGGCGUUCGUGGCAUUCUUCACACUGUUCAUGAUCGUUCACGAAACCGAGCGCCGAAUGCGCCAGCAGGUGAUCGAGCUGAGCUUCGACAACGAAACGUCGAUCGAGCCGAGUGCCGGUGGCUUCAACACCGUCCUGACGACACCCCUCUCCUCGGGGUUGAUGAACCAGAGCGUGGAAUCUUCAGAGAGCGCUGAGUCGUCGAUGAAAAGGACACGCGGUCUGCGAUACUACGCGCGGCCGAGCGAAGGCUCCGUAGCUGUUGGCCGCGAUGGGUUGGUCCUGCUGCCAGCACGAUUCCUGAAACCACCACCGGUAUCGGGGGAAGCGGACGCCCGGAGCCGACUGUCCUGGUCCGGCGAAGGGGAACCCUUGACGGAGGCCGAAGUCCUGACCACACCCGAGUCUGCCGCCUCCCGGCGCAGCGAUGCCGCCGCUGAACCGAAACCGUUCCACUUUAAACCGAUCGGACCGGUUCCGGUCGGGUUCCAGCAGCAGCCGGUGUCGAGCGAAGCGAAUCACUCGCUGGCCGACAGCAUCCAGGGUGUGAUCCGACAGCUGACGCUGGCCAAACGGCAGCAGCACCAGCAGCUGCACUACAACUACCACCCCUACAUGGGUGCGGUCCCGUUGCAGCCCUCGGAGUUCAAUCAUCCGGUCCACCAGAACCAUCGGAUCAAGUUCACCGGGAUCUACCGCCAUCCGCGCAAAAACGGUGACAUUACGACCCUGUUCGGGGCCGCAUCGCAGCGCCCUCGGGAGGUGCUCCUCCAGCCACCGCAGCUCAUAAACCAGCAGCUCCAGCAGCCGAUGAUGCCGGAUGCGCUCUACAACUUCAAACCGCACGACCCGAGCGAUGUGAAUCUGCUGGCCACGGAACAGUUCCGGUUUGCGCCGCAGCCCCGCGCUAACGGCUGGCCACGCGAGGGAAUGCCUUUCUCGGUGAUGCUAAACCUUGAACCGGUGCCCGCCAUACGGCAACCCUAUCAGACCCGUCCGCUCACGAAAGGGCGCCGGAAUCGGUUCCGCAAUCCGUGGGCACCACCCGCCAAUGAGCAGGCCUUCGCGCAACUGUCCCCGUAUCGGGUGCGACCGUCCGGGAACGUUUACGGCGAAAGUGCCGAGUACGAACAGGAAAGCUAUUUUCGCCGCAAUGGCCCUCCGGUUCCGGUUCCAGCAUUUGCCAGUCCCCUGAUUGGCCCAAGUCGGUUGAUGGUCCAUUUCAACAUCUACCCGAAGCAGACGGCGGCGGUGGCCCAGCGAAAAUCUGAGCCGCCUGUCUCGACGGAAUUGAACACGGGAGAGGAACAAGACCAGCGAUCCUCUACCGUUCCGACGACGACACCCUCGUCGACGGUGGAGGUGCUCAAAUCGAUCGAGAUCCCGACGCAAAUCACCUUCGACCAUGUGCCGCUCGGCCGCCAUCCUCCACCGCCUCGGCCGGAACACAAUCCUUGGUUGGGCGACGAAGCAACGAACCGGUUGUGGCAGGUCCGCGCCUAA
Anopheles bellator is the source of this 1677-nucleotide messenger RNA. RefSeq lists its product as uncharacterized. The coding region runs from base 1 to 1677 and encodes 558 amino acids. NCBI's taxonomy places the organism in Eukaryota, Metazoa, Arthropoda, Insecta, Diptera, Culicidae. The record is from RefSeq and is a predicted model, not a curated record. The transcript is spliced from 3 exons.